Mauremys mutica (yellowpond turtle) is the source of this 2575-nucleotide messenger RNA. RefSeq names its product THAP domain containing 3 (gene THAP3). NCBI's taxonomy places the organism in Eukaryota, Metazoa, Chordata, Testudines, Geoemydidae. The transcript has 6 exons. The record is from RefSeq and is a predicted model, not a curated record. The coding region runs from base 43 to 588 and encodes 181 amino acids.
CCGAGGAGGGGGCGCAGCCAUCUUUGUUGGGGGCAACGCGCGAUGCCCAAAUCGUGCGCGGCGCUCCGGUGCAGUAACCGCUAUAGCAGCCGCUGCCGGCAGCAGCUCACCUUCCACAGGUACCGGGGCCCGGCCCUCCAUCCCCUCAGGUUCCCGUUCAGCCGGCCCGAGCUGCUGGCGCGCUGGGUGGGGAACAUUGGCCGUGGCGAUUUCCAGCCCAGCUCGCACACGGUGCUCUGCUCGCAGCACUUCCAGCCUGACUGCUUCAGCGCCUUCGGCAACCGCACCAACCUCAAGCCCAACGCCGUGCCCACGCUCUUCGCCUUCCCCCGCACCGUCAGGCAAAUCAGGAAGGAGAAGAGCCCUCUACAUGAUGCUGAAGAUUCCAAAUUGCCUAAGGACUUUACAAGGACAGAGGAUGGAAGGAGAUUAGAUGAAGAAACUGUUCUACAUCAAGAGCCCCAACCCAGUAGAACAGAGGAACCAAUAGAAGAGCUGAGUGAGAGACUCUCACAAACAACAAGGGAAACUGACUGUGUAGGGGAAUCAGCAGAAGUGACUACAAAGGGCAGCCAAGGUCAGAAGUGAAGCAGAAGUCUUUGACCACUCAUGCUCAUUGAAGUAUCACCUAUUGCCUUGGAUUUGGGUUCUGAAGCCUUCAGGAACUGCCAGGCAAAUCAACCAACUCUAUGAAUCCAGUUUCAUGUAACAAGGUGAAAGUACUUGUGAGACUACCAGGUAUUAACUCCUGGGAAGGCGGGGGACGGGACCCACACUGGAGCACAUCUUAAAUACAAAGCCCAGUGUUUGUCCUUGGAAUUUGUGUUUACAUUUUAAACAGUGCUUUGAAAAUGUGUUUGAGAAAUAAAUGUUUAGCCCAGCAGCCAGUCUAUCCCUAGAUAAGGAAACUUGCUAGCAGUGGAGGCAGAGCCUUUGUGGCACGCAAACUGGAGCCAAACCUCUGGCAUUUGUGUCCUCAAAAAUGUAUGAGAUCUUGUCAGCACAUGACCCCACUUUAACUGAAUCUCUAUGCCCCAGUCCCCUAAAGUAGGUAACUGCGUCCCUUCCCUUCAUAAAUAAAGAUGAGAACUCCCCGCAAGCAGUGUUCCAUUUUGUGGUGCUGUGACGCCUCAUUAACUCAGAACCUUCUUUAUACUUGGGUUGGUAUUUAUCUCACUUUACCUCAAUGGACUGGGAUAUGUGCAUUUUGUUAAUUUCAAUCUGGGGAAAGCUGCUCCCUGGCACAUCUUCAUAUUCUUCAUCAUAACGAUCAAAGAGGUCAGUGGCAUCUAUUCCAACACUAAUCGUUCCCUGGGGAGAGACAAGCAAAACAAGUUCCUAGCACGAAUAUGUUCAGUGUAUGUAGGCUGAAGGACUGCUACUCCUUUAUAUAUGUUUUACAACUUAAAAACAUUUUUUUCCCCAUUUUAAAAUGUUUUCCCACCCUUCUGCUGUAUGAAAAGGCUCCCACAAACAAAGCAGGAAACGGAGUGAUUAUACAGAGAAAUGGCAAAGCAUUGUCAGAGGCACAAAAUAAACAAACUGAACAACAGACUGAAGUAUUUACUGUGUUUUUUAUAACAGCAGAUAAAAUAUUUAAGAUAUUACACAUAAUAGAAGCAGGAAGAACAGUUUCAGACAGAAGAGGGAUUUUUAUUUCCUCAGAAUUGACCUUCAAUUUUGUAAAACCAACCCACUGAUUUUGUAAUUAAUCUUUUCAAUGAAACUGAGCUAGAAGUUCACCUCCACUUCUGAAAUAUUUGAAAACAACCUAAUUUUGAGCUGUGUUAGCUGGUUAUCACGGAUCGUAUAAGUCACAUGCUAUUGGUUCUGUUCCCUGAUUGGAUGAGCUUGAUUCUUAUGAUCAAUAGGAGUGCUUGAAGAAGAUAGCAUUUUAGGAUAUGCUUAGGAGGGGUUAAACCUUUUCCUCUCUAGGCCACUUAGGCCCAGCCUGAGAAUCAGUCCUUUUGGCUGGCUGCUGUUGCAUUCAUACAAAUAAUUGUGCCAUCAGUCCCACAAUUGUGAAGGGGAUAAUCAGAUCCUUGUCUCUCUCACAUAGCUGCCUCAGUGGAAAAGGGCUUUGGGAAUCUUCUCCUGUUACUAUUUCAAGCAGCAUCCCAUCUUAUGUGAAAUAUACCACUUCCAAUAGACCAUCAAGUAUAUGAAAUUAAAAUUAACUUUCUAAGUCAAUUUGAGAGAGAGAAAGUCAGUGGUUGGAUGUUUACAGAAAUCAAAACACAGCAGGAGCAUGUGUACGGAAGUAAAUUCUUGUUUAAAUCUGUGCAGAUACUCAAUUGUUUUGCUGAGUUAUCUAUACUGGAAAUGCAUGGAAAAUGGCAGUGUGUUUGAAGGGCUCAAGAUGGUGUGUUUCACCCUUCAUCUAGGGGGGUUCUCAAAACAAAUUUUUGUGGCCUCAGAGUCUGUUUCCUAAAAUCCUUACUUAACUUUAGGAAAAACAAAUAAAUAUUUACAUACAUAUGUCCAAAUGAUAGUAAUUUAUUUAUGUUAGGUUUGGUUUUUUUGCAAACUCAAUAAAAAUAAUGUUCAGUUGUCUCUAUUCUUUACUGGACCUAAA